Molecule: messenger RNA, 1544 nt
Organism: Tigriopus californicus
Lineage: Eukaryota; Metazoa; Arthropoda; Copepoda; Harpacticoida; Harpacticidae
Gene: Ctu2
Product: cytoplasmic tRNA 2-thiolation protein 2-like
Exons: 3
Coding region: 23-1501 (492 amino acids)
Biological process (GO): tRNA wobble position uridine thiolation
Cellular component (GO): cytosol
Molecular function (GO): sulfurtransferase activity; tRNA binding
Source: RefSeq, a predicted model, not a curated record
AACAACGUGGAACAAAUACCAUAUGUGCAGCCGUGAAGAAGAAGCUCCGGUAGAUGGAGCCUUGUCCGAGGUCAAGACCAAAGGUGCAAUUUCUCUAGAUUCGACUUGCAAGAAAUGCCGAGAGCAUAAGUCAGUUUUGAAUCUGAGGACGAGUGAUACCUAUUGUAAAAGUUGCUUCUUGACCACAUGUCAGCAUCGAUUCCGUUCCACUUUGGGCAAGCACAAGAUAAUGAGACCCGGGGAUCAAGUUCUGGUUGGUUUUAGUGGAAAUCAGGGCUCAGUUUUCUUGAUGCAAUGCUUGUUUCUCGGUUAUCAAGAGGAUGUGCAGAAAAAGUUACUUUUUAGUUCUAGUGUCCUCCUUGUUGACGAACUUGGACCAUUUGUGGACGAUCCAGAAGAACGAAUGAAAACACUGGAGUGUUUCAAGGAGGUUCUGGAACAUUAUGGACUUGAAUAUUAUAUAGUUCCUUUGGAAGUCGCCUUAAAAGAAGAAGUUGACAAGGGCGAUAUCCAAAGUGGAAGACAACCUUACCAACUCCCUAGUGAAUCGAAGCAACAAGAAUUGUCCGAGAUAUUCAAGAGUAUCAAAGAGCUGAGUGCCAAGGAAGAUUUGAUCCGUAACCUUAAACAAGGCUUACUUGUCUCUUGUGCUAGAGCCUUGGAGAUCAAUAAGAUCUUUUUGGCCGAAUCACAAACUAGCGUAGCCGUUAAUCUCAUGUCAGGCGUGUCAAUGGGUCGAGGUCUUCAUGUUUCCAACGAUAUGGCCUUUUUGGAUAAUCGUUUCGAGGAUGUACAGAUAAUUCGUCCUCUUCGCGAGUUAAGCCGGAAAGAGAUUGCGUUAGCUAAUUUCUACCAUAAUGCCCCCAAGCCCGUGAUUGCCCCGUCCUUUACAGCCUUAAAAGACCCGUGUUGCAGUAUUGAGAAGAUUGUGGAAGACUUCCUCACUGGUCUGCAAGACAACUUUCCCGCCACAAUUCCAACGGUUUUUCGAACUGGCGGGAAACUGGAGCAGACCAAGGGUGACCAGGAAGAAGAAGGACAAAUCAAUAAGGAUUCGACUUGUAUCCUCUGUUAUGGUCAAUUGAAGAGAGAUAUUGAAGAGUCAAAUGCCGUAGAAGCUAGUGCCUUUUCCCGGUUCCUCUCCGAGAAGGGUCCAUUGCAUUUCACGGAUGAGGAUCUCUCCUCUGAUGCCAUCAUUAAGAUGAAGUUUGGCAGGAAGAGCACAAAAUCACAGGAAAGGGUAAACAAGCUUUCUGUGGAAUGUGGAACUCGGAGUGAAUCAUGUGGAGGCGACGGUCAAUGUGCUGAAGGAGGGGGAUGUUCUAGUAGAAAAGAGGCAAAUAAGGAACUGGAAUUGGAUGAUGUGGAACCUUUCCUAUGCUACAGUUGUCGCAUGACUGUCGGCAAAGCCAAAACAUUACCGAGAGUGCUUCAAGGUCGGGCUGAGAUGCGGAUAAGAAGACUUCAUAUGAAGGAGGAUAUUGCAGAUUUUCUCCUGUGACACAAAAUAAUCAUUCUGAAUUAUACUUUGUCACUCAAGCCAA